This is a messenger RNA of Parascedosporium putredinis, 900 nucleotides long. Lineage: Eukaryota; Fungi; Ascomycota; Sordariomycetes; Microascales; Microascaceae. The record is from the annotation of a GenBank genome assembly.
AUGCUUCGGAAGAAAGAACUCGCGAUUGACAUCCUUCAUAGCCACAGCGAGGUCAUCACGCUGAAUCCCCUCGUCCUUGGACACAAGCCGAUCCCAGCACCGCGCAAUGCCGCUGCAGAUGAAUUUUACUCGACAUGGUAUGAGAUCACCGAGCGCAUCCAGUAUAUUCCAGGCACGGGGAAGAUGGGAUCGGGCAAGAUUAGCUUCAACGGCUGCUUCCACGAUAUGCCCUGGGGUUUACAGACACAUAUCUACGCUCCAAUGAGCAUUGAGCUGCGGAACAAGUAUCGCAUCGCUGGAAACCAGCCUGGAGUGGAGCCUCCAGAGCCUCUCGAGAUCGGCAUGUCGGAGCUCGGCGUACCCUCUGAUGGCCUCUACCUCCGCGAAGAUAUCGAGAUCAGGUGCAACAUUGCUGUCAUGGUCGAGCGCAUCAUUAAGAAAGCAGAGCUGCUCGACGCGGGCGUACUCAAAGCUAUGUUUCAGGAUGGCAAGCUCAAGACCAUCAACCCCAAUGAUAGGUCCAACACCCUCUACCAUCAAAGGACGGGGUCAACCGCCCACUCAGUCACGCAGCAGGCGGCACCAGUGGAGAUGCCCGGGGACUAUUACCAUCCGCAGAUGUCCCCAGGGUUUUCGCACCACCCGAACAGAGAUUCGCAGCAAUCUAGAAUAUCCCGUGCAUCGACACAAGGCGUCAACCCCUUGUGGGGCCACCGGCACGAACCCUCCUAUGACGGCUCUUUUCAACCUCCCCAAGCCGGCUUUACGUCGUCUGGGUUAGACCAUCAAGGCGUCACAGCGGAGCUCUCGUCUCAUAAGGAGGCCGACGAAGGCCAGCCAAGCAAAGGCCAAUACGAAUACAACUACAACCCUCAGGAUUACCGGAACGUAAGGACUUGA